UAGUAGUGAACGUAGUGUGAGAGUCGUGAUGUCUUUUUGGCGUCUCGACGUCUCAAGUCGAUCAAAUCAAACAUGUUUCCGUCAUGUAUGGGAUCAACUUUGUUGUAAUUAAACGUUUCGUUCUAAUAGACAUCAUAAUAGCAGUAAUUUAAUUAAAAGAAACCGCCAGUCAUAAAGCUACAACCUUCACAUUUUUAAUUGCCUACUUUAAUGUUAGCUUUAACGAAGCAAGGUUCACAAAAUAUGUUGCUGAACAAGUUGUACCAGUGAAUUUUUUGAGUAGUUUUUCGAAUAAUAAUUUGUAGAAAAUGUCGUUCAUAAAGUGUUGCUUUGACGGCCUUGAAAUAGCAGAAGUCUUGGACACUUUUGCCCAAAAAUGCACGGAUCCGGGCUGCUGCUGCGGCUGUUGCAGUGCUUUCCGACCGAGGUACAAGAGAUUCGUCGAUAAUAUUUUCCCCGUCUACCCCCAAGAUGGCUUGGUUAAAAACAACAUGGAAAAACUCACGUUCUAUGCCCUCAGCUCGCCAGAGAAACUUGACAGAAUUGGGGAGUAUAUGUACCAGAGAGCGGCGAGGGAUAUUUAUAGAAGGAGAUAUGGGUUUGUUAUUAUCGCGAUGGAAGCUAUGGAUCAGCUGCUGUUGGCUUGCCAUGCACCUGCCUUGAAUUUAUUCGUUGAAAGCUUUCUGAAGAUGGUGCAGAAGUUGCUUGAAUCUACUGAGCCCGAGUUACAAAUUUUGGCGACUCAGUCGUUCGUAAAAUUCGCCAACAUUGAAGAAGACACCCCUUCCUACCACAGGCGUUACGACUUCUUUGUAAGCAAAUUUUCCGCCAUGUGUCAUAGUAGUGAAGGCGACCAGAUUCGAAUUGCCGGUAUCAAAGGUCUCCAAGCCGUGGUCCGAAAGACCGUCUCGGAUGACCUCGUCGAAAACAUAUGGGAACCGGUGCACAUGGACAAAAUCGUUCCCAGCUUGCUCUUCAACAUGCAAAACGCUCGUUUUCUUGAUAACGAAGCCAAAGAGGUCAUUCCCGAAGACCAAACCGACCCACCGAUGCUUGCUGAAACCUGUCUUAGGGAACUUGUCGGGCGAGCUUCUUUUGGACACAUUCGGGCUGUUCUUAAGCCGGUUUUGAAACAUUUCGACUUGCAUAAGCUUUGGGCACCCGAGGAUAAUCCGAAUAAUAACGAAUUCGCCAUUCAUACAUUUAGGAUAAUUAUGUUUUCGAUUCAAGCACAGUAUUCUUACACUGUUGUGGAGACACUAGUGGCCCAUUUAGACGACAACGCCAAAUCUAGUCCGAUUAUCCGAACGAGCAUUUCGGGAGUUUUAUCAAAAAUCAUUGCCAUAGCGGCUGGCGAAAGCGUAGGUCCGAUGGUACUCGAGAUAAUUAAUUCAUUAUUAUGCCACUUAAAAGAUUCAGUUAAGCAUGGCACAAGUAUGACUGAAGAAAAGCAAUAUCAGGAUGCGUUAAUAAAUGCGUUGGGUGAAUUCGCUAAUCAUUUACCCGAUUAUCAGAAAAUUGAAAUUAUGAUGUUUAUUAUGAGCAAGAUCCCAUUUCCGCUUGUUGACAAUCAUACCCCCGCCGAUAAUUUGUUGCAAAGUAUUUUAUUGAAAAGUUUAUUGAAAGUGGGUACUAAGUACCAAACUAUUCAUUUGAAUUCAACGUUUCCGGUUUCCUUUUUGGAGCCUUUGUUGAGGAUGUCGCUGGCACCUGAUCCUGAAAUGAGGCUUUUGGUGCAGAAGAUUUUACAUACGUUGCUGGAUAGGCACCAGAAUUUGGAGAAGUUAACUAAACCAACAGUAAACGUGAGCAAAUUAAACCUAGUAUUGGAGAAAUCGUCUCGUCCUGACCUAAUUUUUAUCAACAAACACGGCCCCAUCAUUUACGACGCUCUCUACACCAGUCUCCAAAUGGAAUCCAACACGCCAGACAACGUGGAGGCAGUCUACACGACGCUGGCUUUAUUAUGCGUCGAACUGGCGAGCGCUGAAACCGUUAUCGACUUAUUACAGUUAGUCUUAGGGAUCCAAAGUCUCGCCUUAAACAGCACGACCCUUUCUACGCCCCAAAAAUUCAACCUUCACGCUUUGGUGAUCAGCCUUUUGGUGCUCAUCCCCAGCGUGGUGACUAUUCCCCCAUUGUUAGAGUACGCUAAUCAGAUUGUAGAGGCGAGGACACAAGAGGCACCGCAUUUAUUGCCCGAUUUGAUGGUGCACUACCCUCAAGAUAGCGAAGUGGCAAAUAAAGUGCCGCAUCUUCUGGUCGAUCAAAUGGCCGUGUGUGAGAAUCUCAAGAGUGGGGGGAUAGAUCCGUCGAGGUUGGCUCAAACAUCGCCCUAUGGUGCCGGAGGCCCAGGAGUUGUGGGUGGAGGACAGAGGAAUAGUUGGAUCGAGACGGCUAGGGGCAGUGUUAUUGAUAUUAAUGCACCGCAAGAGGUCGAUAGCGUUUCGAGUAGUCCAGGAGUUCAAAGGAAAAUGGUUGAAGAGGAAUUAACCUUUGAAAGUAUGAAAAAAGUAUUGACCGAAUCGGCGGAAACUCGGAAAGAGGCGGAAGCACGCAGACGCAAACAAUUGAGUGAUACUUUCCGAACAGCGACUUUUUCGGAACUUGUCAGACGGACUCAGCCCAAACAUGAUGUAUUACAGAAUAAGUUGAAUGAAAUUUUCAAAUCGUUGAGUGCGAAUGAAAGACGUAACCCUACCGAAGAAAAGAAGAUCGAGAAACCAGCAUAUGAACAAAAUUUUCCCGAAUUGUUCUUCUAUUGAACUUCCCGCUUAGCAAUAAUCCUGUCUUAGUGUUUGUUAUUGUUUGUGAAAAGUUUAUAAAUAUGUUACGUAUUUUUCUAGAGGUUCUAAUGUUUGAGAGGUGAAAAAAUAAACGAUUAUUCCUGA
Tribolium madens (black flour beetle) is the source of this 2891-nucleotide messenger RNA. It is a transcript of the gene stmA, whose product is annotated as protein EFR3 homolog cmp44E. The transcript is spliced from 7 exons. The record is from RefSeq and is a predicted model, not a curated record. Gene Ontology annotation, biological process: protein localization to plasma membrane. Bases 309 to 2765 code for a protein of 818 amino acids. Gene Ontology annotation, cellular component: plasma membrane. NCBI's taxonomy places the organism in Eukaryota, Metazoa, Arthropoda, Insecta, Coleoptera, Tenebrionidae.